Messenger RNA from Haliotis rufescens (red abalone), 3422 nucleotides. Its product is annotated as putative ferric-chelate reductase 1 homolog. Gene Ontology annotation, molecular function: oxidoreductase activity, acting on metal ions. Bases 211 to 2046 code for a protein of 611 amino acids. The transcript is spliced from 16 exons. The record is from RefSeq and is a predicted model, not a curated record. Lineage: Eukaryota; Metazoa; Mollusca; Gastropoda; Lepetellida; Haliotidae.
ACUGAACGUUGCCGGGGUGACACGCCACAACUCCCGCCAUCCUCUGCGACUUGAAAUAGAGGCGUGGUCGCAGAACGAGGUACGCUACGUUCAGUCGGUGUUGCCGUCAGAAGAGAUAGGCUGUGUGUAUAUUAUUGAACCGGAGCACGGAGUAUAUACAUUCGCUGGACGAACUGUAACAACUCAGGUCUGACAGUUUCCACAACAACCAUGAGAGGACUGUUCCUGGUUUGUGUUGCAGCAAUGCUGCUUCCGUCUGUCAAAGGCAAUCGAUCGGGUGCCAAUGUUGGGGCAUGUAUCAGUAUGGUACCAAGUGGACAUGGGGGAAGUACCCAAGCCUUUCCAUCUCCCUUCACAAUAAAACCGGCUUCUACUUCCUACACCCCUGGCAAUCAGAUUAAUGUGGUACUGGCAGGUGUGUGUGGGCGGCAGUUCAAGGGCUUCCUCCUGCAGGCAAGACUAGCUUCUGGUCCUACUACAUCUUCAGGAUUAGGAACGUUUGCUGCAACUGACAGCAAUGCUAAAACAUGGUGUCCAGCUAAUCCAUCCAUUACUCAUGUCAACAAUGAUCUGAAAAGUUCAAUAACAGUCACUUGGACUGCCCCAUCUUCAGCUCAAGGAGAUAUUGUAUUUGUAACAACAUUUGUUGAGAGCUUUUCCACCUACUGGGUUCAACAGACAUCUGUGGUGAUUCGUGACGAAUCCCUGACCAACCCUCCCCCAAACUAUCCUGGUGUCCCCUCCUCGGUGUUAGAUGCGUCAUCAUGUGCCUCCACAACACCGGCACCUCCCACAACAAAGGCUCCGGAACCUGGACGCUUUCCAAAAGAUUCUUCUUGCCGUAGCACACGAGGCUGUUUCCAUGACUGUGACAGCACAGGCUGCACCUUCGUGGUCGGCUGGGAAGACAGCAGCGACCAUGUCAAGUUCUUCAUCAAGGCCAGCUUCCCCGGAGCAAGCAAUGCCUGGAUGGCUAUAGGUCUGUCUGACGACCAGAAGAUGGGUUCAGAUGGUGUAACAGAGUGCGUAAACUUCAAUGGUCAGAUGGCUGUCUUCAACUCCCAGAACACUGGCAGAAGCAACUCCAAGCUUCCAACUACUGAAGCAGGCCUACUGAGUGGUUCAAUCAUUAAUGGAGUGUUUUCCUGCUCUUUCAACCUCACCAAGCAGGGAACCCUUGACAACACUUUAUUUAGCUUGGUCAGAGAAAGAUAUCUGCUGCUUGCCAGGGGUACAGCUCUCUCAGCCAGCGCUAUAAGUAAACAUGAUGAGACUCCGUUUGUAACAACUAGAGCAGCCAACUUUCAGAGGUUUGAGGAGCUGACCAUUGGUGCCAUCCCACUCACACUCGUCAAGGCACAUGGCUCAUUGAUGGUGUUAGCCUGGAUAUUUGCUGCCAGCAUCGGUAUCGUCAUCGCUCGCUACUACAAGCCACAGUGGCCUGAGAGUUCAUGCCUUGGGGAGAAAGUGUGGUUCCAGCUUCAUCGUAGCUUCAUGGUGCUUGUGGUCUUGGCUGCCGUCACUGCAUUCAUCCUCAUCUUUGUGGAAGUGAAGGGCUGGAGUGAGCUCGGAGAAGAGGCUUCAAAGAAAGCUCACCCGAUUCUUGGUGUCAUUGUCACAGUUCUGGCAGUGCUGAAUCCAAUCAUGGCUCUGUUCCGACCCCACCCAAAUGAUGCCAACCGACCAAUCUUCAACUGGGCCCACUUCGGUGUGGGAACAGCUGCUCAUGUUCUUGCAGUGGUGACAGUUUUCCUGGGUGUAAACCUUGGCAAACCCGCAGUCCCCAGCUAUGUGACGUGGAUCCUGGUGGGCUAUGUUGUGUGGCAGGUCCUCAUUGAGUUCCUCCUCGUCUGCUUCAAGUGUCAGUCGGAGUCAAAAGAUCGCAGUGAAAAUUACGAGCUUGCGCAGAAGGGAAUGCCGGUCCAGCAACAGGCUCAGCCAGCAAAACAACAGGGUUCCUGUCUCCGACAGGGUCUACUCCUCCUCCACAUCGCUGUCAUCACUGCCAUCUCCACCGCCAUCAUCGUCCUCAUCGUCAUCUCCUAGACAGCACCGGGAUCCAGCCUCAAAGACAGUUCAGACAUAUCAUGGUCGCCAUGCUUAUAAGAUACUGAAUAGCAUGUCUGUUUUCUUACAAAUAAUAUGUUCUUUUCUAUCCUGGUAAAUAUUACAGUUAUUUAAAAGAGUUCUGUGAAAUAUGUCAAAUGGCAUAGCCAUGUGUCAAAUAUUAACUGCUGAGGGUGUAUUAGGUCAGUUUGUCUUGAAAUCAGACAGCUUAUGUUUUGUGUAGAAAUCCAUCCAUGUCAUGCUACUCCAAGAGCAUAAUGUCUGUACAGUUUGUCCCUUCGGAUAACAUCCACUGUGUCCGUAUGUGUUUGUGCAGAUGUCUGUUUGCCAUGUAUGAAUGGUGUUUAUAAACACCAAGAGGAGCCACUGAUGACAUAUCAUUUUCAAGCCAGACACAUUAAUUUUAGGGGAGAGGUGCCUGAUGUAGACUUUUCACCAGUGAAAAAUCAGAAUUAAUUAAAUUAGGUGUUUAGUUUUAAAGAUGCCUGUUGAGUAGAAAAUCCUGUUAUUUCUUUGAUUCUUCUUUACCCUUAUAUAAUAUAUAAUAUUCCAGAAUAAUUCAGGUGAACUCUGUUAUUGUAAAACAAAUUAUGUUAUGCCUUAUAUUAUUAUGUUCUGGCCUAAAUUUGGGUUUGCAUAGGAAAUUGCAUAAUCUUCUCCACAUGCAAUAUAUUGCAUAUGUUUUAUGUGAGAUACAUUCCUUUUAUCCACUUGUCCAAUAUUGAAUACACAUGGAUAUUGCCAUGUAUAAUGCCAUGUACAUAAGUAAGUGCCUGUUUUCUAUGUUGUCACCUCUGUAUUGUAUAAUUUGCAAGAAGAGAAUCAAAUACAUGUUUUAUAUUCUAUGUGUUCACAUUGGUCAAAUCUUUGUCACCUCUUUAGGUUUAGGUGCUGUUUCCCAUGGUCCUAAAGGUUCAUAUUCAAUUUACAAGUUAUUAUUCUAUGAAUGUUCCAUCAUGAUUUAUAAUGUUUUAAACUUGACCAUUAUUAUUCCUUUAUCUGAGGAACAUGUUAUUUGAUAUAUUUGCCAGUGUUCAGCAUAUGAAGGGUUAAUGUUUUGUUAUUGCUUACAAUGGUUAAUGCAUUAUUUAGGUCAUGUUCUCUUGACUCUUCCUAUAGGUCAACCACAGCCUUGGUCCUGGUGACAUUACAUUUUCAAACACCAUCGGAGAUUCGUGUUUUUUAUCUGCAUCUUGAAUCAAGAACACUGAGAAUGUUGCUUUUAUUCCUAUUUAAGAAACACAGAAAUGGAGAAAAGAUUGGGUAGAAAUUUAAACUUUUAUCAUAAGAUAUGUAUUUUUUUAUGUUUAAAAAGGAACUGUAAAAUAUAAAUAAAUAAAUUGCCUUUAAAAGUG